AAUUAAAUCCCGACCUUAGCUCAGUUGGCAGAGCGGAAGACUGUAGUUGUGAUGCAGAUAAUCUUUAGGUCGCUGGUUCGAUUCCGGCAGGUCGGAUUUUUUUUUUGCAAUUUUUCAUGUGAGAUUUCAUUUCUUGCGAUUUUUCAUGUGGUUUGCGUAAAUCGUCUCCCUUUCAAUCUGCUUUCUGCUGUGGGAAUUUGUGAGGUGUAAAGAUGGUUGUUCUUGCAGCUUCUAUCAUCAGUAAAUCUGGCAAAGCUCUUGUGUCCAGGCAAUUUGUGGGCAUGUCCCGCACAAGAAUUGAAAGCCUUCUUGCUGCAUUUCCCAAGUUGGUUGGAAUAGGAAAGCAGCAUACGUAUGUGGAGACUGAAAAUGUCCGAUAUGUUUACCAGCCGAUUGAAGCUCUGUAUCUGCUUGUUGUUACAAACAAGCAGAGUAAUAUUUUGGAAGACUUGGAAACUCUAAGGAUGCUUUCUAAGCUAGUACCAGAAUAUGCUUUUUCUUUGGAUGAAGAAGGAAUAUGUAGAGCAUCGUUCGAGCUCAUUUUUGCCUUUGAUGAAAUUAUUUCUCUCGGGCACAAGGAAAAUGUCACUGUUGCACAGGUAAAGCAGUAUUGUGAGAUGGAAAGUCAUGAGGAGAAAUUGCACAAGCUGGUGAUAGCAAGCAAAAUCAAUGAAACCAAGGAUAUCAUGAAACGCAAAGCUGGUGAAAUUGAGAAAAACAAGAUGGAAAAGAAUAGGGCUGAUAAAGGUGGAUACAUGUCGUCAAUGGGAUCUGAAAGACUUGAAAGUACCUUUGGUGACAUGAGCAUAUCUAGCAGCACCAGUGGUUUUGGUAAUGAUUCUGGAUUUGGGAUGUCGACUAAUCUGGAUUCCUUCCCAAGCAAGUCGAAAGCAUCAGCUCGUCCAGCUUCAGCUGUCAGUGCUCCGUCUAAGGGUCUUGGCAUGAAGCUUGGUAAAACACAAGGGACAAACAAAUUCUUGGAAUCCUUGAAAGCAGAAGGUGAAAUGAUUGUAGAGGAUGUCCCACCAACUUUAAGCAAGUCUAAAGCUGCUGCUCCACCACUAACCGAUCCCCUAACAUUGACUGUGGAGGAGAAGCUCAAUGUGACGCUCAAACGAGAAGGCGGUCUUAGUAACUUCGACGUUCAAGGGACUUUGUCACUUCAGAUACUUGAGGAGAAGGAUGCUUAUGUCCAAGUUCAGGUUGAGUCUGGUGGUAAUCCUAGUGUAUUGUUCAAAACGCAUCCUAACAUCAACAAGGAGUUGUAUUCAAAUGAAAGUAUAUUGGGUCUAAAAGAUCCUAACAGGCCUUUUCCCAGUGGCCAAGGAGAUGGUGUUGGGCUUCUAAGAUGGCGAAUGCAGAGCACAGAUGAAUCAGUUGUUCCAUUGACAAUCAAUUGUUGGCCUUCUGUCUCUGGAAGCGACACCUACGUCAGCAUUGAGUACGAAGCUUCGUCAAUGUUUGAUCUACAAAAUGUUGUUGUCUCUGUACCCCUCCCUGCUCUUAGAGAGGCUCCAAAUGUAACACAAAUCGAGGGGGACUGGAAGUAUGAUCCCAGGAAUUCUGUUUUGGAAUGGUCCCUUGUUCUGAUUGACGACUCUAAUCGCAGUGGGGCUCUGGAGUUUGUUGUACCUGCUGCUGAGUCAUCAGCCUUCUUCCCCAUUUCUGUGCGAUUCACUGCCACAAAUACAUUCAGUGACCUAAAGGUUGUCAACAUCUUGCCUCUAAGAGGUGGAUCUCCUACAAAAUUUACCCAGAGAAUCCAGCUCUACACAGAAAAUUACCAAGUGGUCUGAUGGAAGCACUAUAGUGGACUGACAUCAUUUAUAACGGUAAGGAAAAAAGGAGGAAUUAGGAAACCUUCCCCACGAGAGGAACUCCUAAUAUCUUGUAGUACAAGGAUAAAUUUAAGAUAGGAGAACUACAUGCUUCGAUGAAAAAACUAGAAUCCACUUAAUGCCAUAUGCAUUGUAUUGUUUUGUUUGUGGACCUUGGCGUCUGAAUGGAAAUCUUUCUUUACCUUCUUUAGUUACGGCAUAUUUAGUUAAAUUGUUGAAAUCGGAUUUCGUUCUUUUUGUUGUCACCUAAUAUUGUCGAGGAUUGGUUUAUAAAGCUUUUUCUAGGAAUUGGAGGCA
Molecule: messenger RNA, 2135 nt
Organism: Beta vulgaris subsp. vulgaris (sugar beet)
Lineage: Eukaryota; Viridiplantae; Streptophyta; Magnoliopsida; Caryophyllales; Amaranthaceae
Product: coatomer subunit delta
Exons: 12
Coding region: 213-1796 (527 amino acids)
Biological process (GO): endoplasmic reticulum to Golgi vesicle-mediated transport; Golgi localization; retrograde vesicle-mediated transport, Golgi to endoplasmic reticulum
Cellular component (GO): COPI vesicle coat; cytosol
Source: RefSeq, a predicted model, not a curated record